ACUGUGGUUUGACACCAUCCAUGCACUUCUGCUUCCACCAGAGUGGGAUAUCCCAUUUGGCUUAACUGGGUCAGCAAUUUGUCUGACUGAAUUUCACUUUAAAUAUUUUUUGUGGUUAUCAAACAUAGGCUGCCUUGGGAUAUGACUGUGUGUCGUCUGUAAUUUGCUGUGUGGACAGGAGUAGCUGUGUUGGCCAGCCUGUCCCUGCGUGCUGUCCAUUGGUGUGUGGCACAAGGACAGAGCUGGCUUGAGGCUGCCAAUGCUGGGGGAUGGAUGGAGUGUCUGCCCACCCCCAUUGAUGAUCACUGUGUUCCGUUCAGGAGGAUUUAAAGCAUCAUUGAAAGGGCACAUGUCAUGAAGGGCGUCUAUUCUCACCCUUGCUGUGAUGUUGUUGGUGAGUCCUUAGCUCAGGUUGUACCCAAACUAAGCUACUUUCACCUGUGAAGUUGUCUAGAAAUUCAGAGCUCCCAGGCUGAUGAGGGAAGUAGCAAAUAGUUGGAAUCACACUCGGGCAUUUUAGGAUGGCCUCCUGGUAUCAUCCUUUCAUGUGGCACAUCUGGCUCCAGCACUGGUGUGCCAGGGAGGUCUGUGUGUGCCUUGUGGUUCUGGGUCCUUACACAAAGGUCACAAAGAUUUCUCCAUGCCCCUUCUCUUUUGAGGGCUAGGUUUAUUUCAGAUAAUUGCUCCGGUAAAUUAUUCAUUCUGGUGUUACACAGGAGUGCUGUGAUCAAGGAUUAAAUCAUGCCCUUGCACAGGCUUGCAGUGUCAUCUCUUUCUUUCCCUCAUGAAAUCUUGAUUCAUCUGUACUGGACUUACAUGCUGACCAAAGUAACAUAUUCACCAGUUAAAAUAAUGCUGAUGGACAUCUCUGUCUUUGAAAUACUCUGGAUGUGUAAUUUGAGUUAAUUUUAUUAAGACUGCAGUCAUGAUUGCUGGCGAGGUUUCUGGCUGGCUGCAUCAUUUUACUUUCAAGUGAAUAUCAGAAACCCGUACCAGUCUCAUAUGCUUUUAAUGCAUCUGCAUGUUAUCCUCUUCUUGUACUUGAUCAGAAUAACACCUUCAAGUGCUGGAAUUUAAAAGGCAUUGCUGAAAGUUUACAAACUGUACUUGAGUGACAAUUCCAAAAAAAGCCAAAAAACCAACCAACCAAAAAAACCCAAUUCAAAAAAAACCCCAAAAACUCCCCAAAACAAAACAAGCAACAAAACCCUGAAAGAAUUCACUCCUUGAUUUGUCAGCAGUUAGAAAAAAAUAAUUACAGAGGUUGGAAAAAGAGUUGGUGUUCCAGGUUUAUCUGCUGUCGGGGGAUGUGCUUUAAUGUACUCUCUUGAGGCAUGCUGUGUCUCUAAUUUGUAAAAAUAGGAUCCUGGUAUGACUUGUUCUGUAUCUUAGUAUUCCUUAGUCUUCUGUUGUCUGACCUCACUAUUUUCAUACAUUGAUUUUGUUUUUUGUACUCUUUAAUCUUCCUGAGAUGCAGCUGGGGCUGUGCUUGUGCUCCUGGGUCCCAAAGACCUGACCUGCUGGACUCUCUUUUGUCCAGGCUGUGGAUUUGGGCAGGGCAGCAGGGCACAGAGAGAUGGGAUGUGCUGCCUUGUUCUGUGGUGAAUGAAAUCAACCUUAUUUCCUAGGAAUGAGAAGGGCAAGUUAUCUUUUUUGGUUGGGAAUUAACUGUAAACAUUCAGUCGUUUUGGAAUGUGGGGCUCUGGCUUGGCUAAAUCUUAGUGCUGCCUUUAGCUGGGUGACUGUAUGUUGAAGUUUAUUAGUAAAGAGGAUGGGACCAGAAGUCUUGGGAACUGUGUGGUCUUUUAAGAUGUAAAAAUAAACAAAGCUGAGAAGCUCUACCCUACUUAAAACAGGCUGACCUAAAUUUUCAGCAAUUCUAGCAGAGAGGCAGGCUCUGGGUAGGGAUAAAGGUUUACUGACAACUGGCUUUCCUGUCCUUCCAUCGCUUGCCAUGGUUGACAGGCCACCUUUCACAAAUCAACACUGGUGUCUGAGGUCAUUCACUUCCCCCUUCCCCGAGUUGCACAGCCCAGCAGUGGGUUUGCCGUACAGUCCCCUUGUUAUGCAAGUCAACAGUUCAGCAUCUUCUGGGAAGUCACAGCAUGAAUCUCUACUCAAGUUGCUUUUGUUGGAGUGUGUUGACAACAUGUUAGAUGUCCUCUGUCUUGUCCCUGCAGAGAUUGCUUUUGAGAGUAGGUGUCUGGGAAGUCCAUUCAUACUCUUUGUCUGUAGAUUAAUGUCCUUGCUAUCAGUUGCUGUUCUCCACUACUGAAUUAUUAAUUCUUCAGUGAGAGUUUUUUUCUUCUUAGUGUUCAUUGACUUUCAUGCUUGAUUUACUCUUCUGUGCAGUUUGAAACUGGAGCAUGGGAAUGUUGACUAAUAUUAAUGGAUCACAUGGUAUGACCUCAGAGGUUGUUAAAUAAACUUUUUUAAUUGGGGAAAACGACAUCUGUCUUUUAAAGUACUCAGUUUCCCAGGUGAAAGGUUGCUUACAAACAUGUAUUACCCUCAGAGGCACAUUGCUUGUUAUUCAAGAAAACUGGGGUGUUCAGGCAACUGGUGGAGUGGUUAUGUGUGCUCCAGAGACAGUCCUGUGGAGAGAUAAGAAGAGGGGAAUUGUGUAUCCUUUCAGCAGCCUUCUGUUAAACUUGGAAUACCACAGUUCAAGCACUUGAACAGAUGGAUAAUGGAGACUGGGGAUAUAUGAUGACUGAUCCAGUCACGCUAAAUGUGGGUGGACACAUGUAUACGACCUCCCUCACAACUCUAACGAGAUAUCCUGACUCAAUGCUCGGGGCCAUGUUCAGGGGAGACUUCCCCACUGCCAGGGACUCUCAGGGCAAUUACUUUAUUGACAGAGAUGGACCACUUUUCCGUUAUGUUCUUAACUUUUUAAGGACCUCAGAGCUCACUUUGCCACUGGACUUCAAGGAGUUUGACCUGCUCCGGAAGGAAGCGGACUUCUAUCAGAUUGAACCCUUAAUUCAGUGUCUUAAUGACCCCAAGCCGCUGUAUCCUGUGGAUACCUUUGAAGAGGUGGUGGAGCUGUCCAGCACCCGGAAACUUUCCAAGUACUCCAACCCGGUGGCUGUGAUCAUCACGCAGCUCACCAUCACGACGAAAGUCCAUGCACUAUUGGAAGGCAUUUCAAACCACUUCACCAAGUGGAAUAAGCACAUGAUGGACACCAGGGACUGCCAGGUGUCCUUCACCUUUGGGCCAUGUGAUUACCACCAGGAAGUGUCGCUCCGAGUGCAUCUCAUGGAGUACAUCACAAAGCAAGGCUUCACGAUCAGGAACACCAGAGUCCAUCACAUGAGCGAGCGUGCCAAUGAAAACACAGUGGAGCAUAACUGGACUUUCUGUAGACUGGCACGGAAAACAGAUGACUGAUUCUGACUCCACAGGAGCCACUUCAGUGAUUAGCAACUUAAUUGGACAGUAAACCCAAGAGAGUCUGGAUUUUGACUAAAGCAACAAUAUGGGCUUUUUUUAUAUGACUAUUUAUUGUUUAUCAGUGAGGACUGGAGGAGUUUCAUUCUCUAGCAGCUCUGUUCUAUUGUCCAGUUCAGAAAAAAAACCGUGCAUGUGCCUGUUCAAGUGAAGACACCUUUUUGUUUGAAAGAGGGAGUCCUAAGAAUCAGUACAAUAGGGUAUUUUGUGUCAUUAACACAAUUCUCUGACUCGACUCAAAAGUGCUAAAAUUACCUCUUGUUUAAAUGGUUUCUAAUCCAUCUAAUGCUAUGACACUGGGAGCAAGAAACAAAAAAGAUUUUAAAAUGCAGUUGGGGAGAAGCUGCUAUUGUGUAGACUAAUUUAGUUUCUAAAUCAAUAAACAGUAUUGUAAUAUUUUAGGAAAACAAAUCCCACCCUUUAAAAGUACUUGAUAAGUACAG
This is a messenger RNA of Pseudopodoces humilis (Tibetan ground-tit), 3899 nucleotides long. It is a transcript of the gene KCTD6, whose product is annotated as potassium channel tetramerization domain containing 6. Lineage: Eukaryota; Metazoa; Chordata; Aves; Passeriformes; Paridae. The record is from RefSeq and is a predicted model, not a curated record. Gene Ontology annotation, biological process: protein homooligomerization. Gene Ontology annotation, molecular function: protein binding.